AUGUGUGGAAUUGUUGCAAUUCUACGGUCUCUAAUGCCUGAAGCAGAGCUACGUGAAGCUGCAUUAGCUUCUGGUAAGAAAAUUCAACAUCGUGGACCUGAUUGGAAUGGUGUUCGUGUCUUUGGAGACCGUGGAAUCGCUCUCGAACAUGAACGUUUGGCUAUUAUUGAUCCAGAAUCAGGUGCUCAACCACUUGUAAGCAAUGAUCGUACACAGAAGAUUACGUGUUGUGUAAAUGGAGAGAUAUACAAUCAUCAAGAUCUUGCCAAGGGAUUGCGUCAUCCCUAUUCCUUUCUGACAAAAUCCGAUUGUGAAAUUAUCAUUCCAUUGUAUCUCGAAUAUGGUCCCGAAUUUGUUCAUUUACUACGUGGAAUGUUUAGUUUUGUAUUAUAUGACUAUGAAAAAGACUUUUUUCUAGCAGCUAGAGAUCAUAUGGGUAUUACACCAUUGUAUUAUGGCUAUGGAGCCGAUGGAAGUGUCUGGUUUGCAUCGGAAAUGAAAGCACUGGAAGAAAAUUGUGUACGUUUUGAAGUAUUUCCACCUGGUUAUAGUUUUACAAGUGAUACAGAGACAUGUAAACCAUGGUAUACACCAAAUUGGUACAAGGAAAAUCAUAUUGGAAAAACACCAUUGGAUCUUACAGUACUUCGUCAUGCUUUUGAAGCAUCAGUUAAACGUCGGAUGAUGUCAGAUGUACCAUGGGGUGUUUUACUCUCGGGUGGAUUAGAUUCAUCUCUUGUAGCAUCGAUUGCUGUACGAGAGAAGAAAAAACUUGUGGCUCAAGGUGGUGAAUGGAUUAAUAAGAUUCAUUCUUUUACCAUUGGUCUUGAAAACUCACCAGAUCUUAAAGCAGCCAAGGAGGUGGCUGAUUUUCUUGGUACGAUUCAUCACUCGUACACAUACACGAUUCAGGAAGGAUUAGAUGCUAUAUCCGAAGUCAUUAAGCAUUUGGAGACGUACGACGUAACCACGAUCCGGGCAUCCACCCCUAUGUUUCUUAUGUCACGCAAGAUCAAGGCCAUGGGCAUUAAGAUGGUACUUUCAGGCGAAGGCGCUGACGAAGUUUUUGGUGGAUAUUUGUAUUUCCAUAAAGCUCCGAAUGCCGAGGCAUUUCACAAGGAGACGGUCGCCAAGCUUCAGUCGUUGCAUCAAUACGACUGUCUGCGUGCCAACAAGUCGACGAGUGCGUGGGGACUUGAGGCCCGCGUACCGUUCCUAGAUGCCGAUUUCUUGGACAUUGCCAUGAACAUUGACUCGUGCGAGAAGAUGAUUGACGUUAAGGCAAAAAAGCUAGAAAAGUACAUUAUCCGCAAAGCUUUUGAUGACAAGGAGAACCCGUACCUGCCGGAGCACAUUUUGUGGCGUCAGAAAGAGCAAUUUUCGGACGGUGUCGGCUACGGCUGGAUCGACUCGCUUAAGGAUUUGGCAGAGAAGAAGGUCACGGAGCGUCAGAUGAAGCACGCUGAACGACUCUUUCCGUACAAUACGCCGCAAUCCAAGGAAGCCUACUUUUAUCGCAGUAUCUUUCAGCAUCACUUUCACCGCGAGGUGGCCGCCCAUACUGUGCCGGGUGGUCCUAGCAUUGCGUGCAGUACACCAGCGGCUAUCGAAUGGGACGCUGCCUUCAAGAACGCAGCUGAUCCGUCGGGUCGUGCCAUCGCUGGUGUGCACGUGGAUGCCUACAGCGAGUAA
Messenger RNA from Peronospora belbahrii, 1692 nucleotides. NCBI's taxonomy places the organism in Eukaryota, Oomycota, Peronosporomycetes, Peronosporales, Peronosporaceae. The record is from the annotation of a GenBank genome assembly.